Messenger RNA from Alternaria arbusti, 1041 nucleotides. RefSeq lists its product as uncharacterized. Gene Ontology annotation, cellular component: nucleus. Lineage: Eukaryota; Fungi; Ascomycota; Dothideomycetes; Pleosporales; Pleosporaceae. Gene Ontology annotation, molecular function: DNA-binding transcription factor activity, RNA polymerase II-specific; transcription cis-regulatory region binding. Gene Ontology annotation, biological process: regulation of DNA-templated transcription. The transcript has 4 exons. The record is from RefSeq and is a predicted model, not a curated record. The coding region runs from base 1 to 1041 and encodes 346 amino acids.
AUGCAAUUUAGAAACAUAGAAAGAACAUGGCUGGUGCUGUUUGUCUAUGACCGAAGCAUCAGUUUGCAGACCGGCAAGCCAUGGAUGAUCGAAAGGAGCAACUAUCUAGAGUCAGUAAGCAGCUGGUAUCUACAUCCUCUUGAAAUGGCCAACGACCGGCUACUUUGCGCAUUUGUAUCGCUUCGCGUUAUCACCUCCACCCACUUCGAGAUGAUGACGACACAAUAUGCUCAACAGCAACGGCAUGAAGCGUCGCGCUAUCGGUCUACGCUACGUAUGGUUGAUGCAGAAAUUGUGAAUUGGCAAAAGAGGUGGACUGGGAAAGUAUCUGAGCGAGGCGAGGACUGUCAUUCAUUUCUGAUCCCGUUCUACGGCAGCUACGCGCGGCUACUCUUAUACACUUCCUCACUACGCGCAUCCAUCAAACUGAAGGAUAUUGUGACUUCUGUCGAUACAGAAGCUAUCUGGAACAGCUACUCAAGCGCGCUUGACAUGCUUAAACUCGUUUCUGAAACUUCGGCAUCUCAACUACUGUACUUCGCUCAGGACAGUGUGCAUGUCAUGAUCGCCUAUGCCGCAGUAUUCCUCAUCAAGCUCUUACUUUCAGCACCAUCAUAUAUCCGGUCCGAGAUGGAAAUGCCAGCGCUGGAUAGCAUUCGCAAUGCUGCGACAGUAUUCGAGAAACUUCAAGCGCCUACCAGCACAAGCUGCGCAUUGCAAGCAGCGUUUUUGCGCAAUGUUUCCACUCAGCACGAAGCAAUGCAGGCGCGCCAUACAUCUUCGCUUUCGCACAUACCUGCCAUACCCGCAACGCACGCCGCAGCCGCGAACCCUACGACCCACCAACCUGCGCCCACCCAUGCGCAGACUACGCAGAGGCCUGAUAUCACUCCAGCGUACAAUGAUCAGACCACCUUUGAUUCUGCGUCUGAAGACGCGUCAACCUUUAAUAUUGACUUUGUAGACGACGAAGCCUGGGCCUUCCUAUUCGCCAACGCUGGGUUUAAUAUUGGCCAGGGCGCAUUCUUGUCACAAACCUGA